Molecule: messenger RNA, 1624 nt
Organism: Drosophila grimshawi
Lineage: Eukaryota; Metazoa; Arthropoda; Insecta; Diptera; Drosophilidae
Product: band 7 protein AGAP004871
Exons: 3
Coding region: 219-1268 (349 amino acids)
Cellular component (GO): plasma membrane
Source: RefSeq, a predicted model, not a curated record
UGGAUUUUCUUUAGCCGGAUGCGGGGCGUCGCCGCCGUAAUCGGCAACGUGUGAAAUGAGCCGAACAACUGCCUCGAUGCUUGCUACGUGUGGCAGGCUGUUCACUUGAAAACGUGCGCUGAACGCGUGCAGUGCUGAUCGUGCACUUUGUUAUCGAUUCAAAUUCAACAGAGGAGCAACGUACACCACACACACAUCCCAUAAUAUCAUUAUCCAAAAUGCAUCCUGCCUCGCCGCAUCAGCAUCGCACACGCCUCAAUGUCAGCGCACCAGGAGCCGGCGCCGUACAAACACAAAACCCUCCGGAUUCCUUUUCUCUGAGUCCACAGCAGCAGCAUCUGCAGCAUCAACAGCAGCAGCACACGGUGCAGAUCAGCUCCAGCACACAUCCCUAUCAAGGACUUAAAACAUCUGAGAAUGAUGAAAUGGGCUGCGUGGAGCUGCUGGCGACUGCCAUAUCUGUGUUGAUAAUGGUGCUGACGUUUCCGAUCUCGGUGUUCAUCUGCUUCAAGGUGGUCUCCGAGUACGAGCGCGCUGUCAUCUUUCGCAUGGGUCGAUUGCGCAGUGGUGGAGCUCGUGGGCCAGGCGUUUUCUUUGUGCUGCCCUGUGUGGAUGACUAUUAUCCGGUGGAUUUGCGCACCGUUUCGUUCGAUGUGCCGCCACAGGAGGUGCUAUCCAAGGACUCGGUAACAGUCACUGUCGAUGCGGUCGUCUAUUAUCGCAUCAGUGAUCCUCUCAAGGCCGUCAUUCAGGUAUCCAAUUACAGCCACUCCACACGACUCCUGGCCGCCACCACGCUGCGCAACGUCCUCGGCACACGCAAUCUUUCGGAGCUGCUCACCGAACGCGAGACCAUCUCGCACACCAUGCAAAUGUCCCUUGACGAGGCCACCGAUCCCUGGGGCGUCAAAGUGGAACGUGUCGAAAUCAAGGACGUUUCGUUGCCCACAGCGCUGCAGCGCGCAAUGGCUGCAGAGGCAGAGGCAGCGCGUGAGGCACGUGCCAAAGUGAUUGCCGCCGAGGGAGAGAUGAAAUCGUCGCGUGCACUAAAGGAGGCAUCGGAGAUCAUUUCGGCCAGUCCGUCGGCAUUGCAGUUGCGCUAUCUGCAAACUCUGAGCAGCAUUUCAGCGGAGAAGAACUCGACGAUCAUCUUCCCGCUGCCCAUGGAAUUGCUAACACCAUUUCUGCACUCGUCCGCCCAACUGGCGGCUAAUGCCCAAGCGCAGCCAUCGCCACUCCAUAGGCAUCAACAUCAGCAUCAUCAGUGACGCUCGAUGUCGGUGCUGCAGCCGUACCUGGAGGCUCUGGGUCGCUGCGAGCUACGUCGACAAAUUGCGGGCGACGACGACGUUGAUGAUGACGAUAUUGUUGGCUAUCUGUUGUAAGUGUCGCUGGAGGAAACGGAAAAGUGUUCACUUUGUGUGUACUUUUGAUGUUGAUUACGAAUUAAAUGUGGCCAAUAUGUUAUCUAAACUAAAAAAUGCUCCUUACUGGACGAUUGGUGCAGUUAGCUUUUGUUCGGGAUGCGAAUGCUUGGAUUUGUACUUAGGAUCAUUACAGUUAAGUGUAAGUUAUCUAAUUAUUAGACUAGUUUUUUUUUUUUUUUUUUGUUUAUAUACUAAUU